AUGCUAAGAGAUUUAAUUAAUAAUCAUACUCCUUUAAAAAGUAAUUUUGAAAGAUUAUCUACUCUAUUUUAAUGCGCUAUAAAUGCAUAUAAAUAUCCUUUAAAGUAAAUAUAAAUAUAUGAUUAGUGGUAAUCAUCUAUCUUAAUUGGGAGAAUUAUCAGGUUAUUAUUGUGUUGAAGAUAUUCAUAAAAGAAUGCUGUAACAUCCUAUAGGUUAAAGAAUAUUAAAAGAUAAACCUAGGGUUACACCAGAAACAUUCAAAAUAGAAGACUUAUUGAAAUUAGAUGAUAAUACAUUUGGGUAUAUAUUUAUUUGUAUCUUUAAGACAUUAAUAUGGAAGAUUUAUGAAAGAAAGAGAUUUCUCUAGCGGAGAACGACCUAUUGUUAAAUAUAUUCCAAAUUUAGAAUUAGCCUAUGUUUAUCAAAGAUAUAAAGAAGUAUUAUUCUACAUUAAAAUAAAGAUUCAUGAUUUUAUUCAUGUGUUACUAAUGUAUGAUGUCAGUGUUUAUGAUGAAAUUGUUGUUAAAUGGUAUGAAAUGGCUUAACUUGGAUUACCUUCAGCAACUUUGAGUGCAUUUGUAGGAUCAUUCAAACUAAAUUGUUAAGAAAAACAAAAACUUAUAGAAACUUUACCUGAUAUUAUAAAAAGAGCUAACUAAAGUGAAUUUAUUAUGAAUGUUUACUUUGAAGAACAUAUAAAUACUGAUAUUACACAACUUAGAAAGUCCUUGAGAUUAUUGUGA
Paramecium sonneborni is the source of this 743-nucleotide messenger RNA. NCBI's taxonomy places the organism in Eukaryota, Ciliophora, Oligohymenophorea, Peniculida, Parameciidae. The record is from the annotation of a GenBank genome assembly.